AUGAGCUCAGAAGAGAUCCAUCAUGCCAAUUACACUCAGUUCGAAAAUCUAGCCCGAGAGGAGACUCUACAAAGGGUUGUGGAUUCGUAUCUCGCAUUGGCAGAUGGUCAAGAUAACUGGGUCUGUAACUUGGCUAAUGCAUCAUCUUUAUUGUGGCACGCUUACAGAUCAAUGCCCUUGGACAUCAAUUGGGCUGGGUUUUACGUGACUAAAGACCCCCAAUCCCGUGAAUUAAUUCUUGGUCCAUUUCAAGGUAAAGUGGCCUGUCAGUUGAUUAAAAGUGGGUCUGGAGUCUGUGGAACGGCUCUUCUAAAAAAAGAAACUCAGUUGGUAGCUAACGUUAAUCAAUUUCCGGGCCAUAUCGCUUGCGAUGGUGAGACCAAGAGUGAGAUUGUUGUUCCAAUCGUAAGUUCUGCUGGCCAUUGUUUAGGUGUCAUCGACAUCGAUUGUCUCGCUUACAAUGGUUUCAGUGAAAUCGAUCAGCACUAUUUAGAGAAGCUGGCUGCUGCUAUAGUUCAAACAUGUAAAUUCAAUUAA
This is a messenger RNA of Lachancea nothofagi CBS 11611, 537 nucleotides long. Lineage: Eukaryota; Fungi; Ascomycota; Saccharomycetes; Saccharomycetales; Saccharomycetaceae. The record is from the annotation of a GenBank genome assembly.